GACUGGCGCGUGGUUCGCGGGGCCAUCGGCCAGUUGUGCGCCGCCGGCGCGGGCGGGGCGUGCGCGGAGAGCGGGCGGUGAGGGCCGGGCUGGGCAGCAUGGCGGCCCGGCUGCAGCGCUGGAGGGUGGAGCACCCGGCGGCGGCGGAGGCAGGCCUCCUGCACUACGCCUUCCCGAGGUCCCUGGCGGGCCGGGAGCUGCGGGAGGCGUUCCUGCUGGGGGCCAGCAUCGAGAGAAGGAGCCCGAGGGACCUCUGCGCCGACUGGGGGCGCAGGUUCAGGGAGCUGAUCUCGGAGAUCGCGUGCGCACUGCUGGAGAUGCGGUCACGCCCCAGGAGGAGGAGCUGUGGCGACGGCUAG
Molecule: messenger RNA, 359 nt
Organism: Prorocentrum cordatum
Lineage: Eukaryota; Dinophyceae; Prorocentrales; Prorocentraceae
Source: the annotation of a GenBank genome assembly